AUGGAGUUUUUCGGAAAAGUGAUAAUGUCAUUGAGUCUUAUGAUGAUGAUUAUGUGGAAGAGUGUGGAUUGUUACAGUAGUGGCUGGGUCAAUGCUCGAGCCACAUUCUAUGGAGGUGCUGAUGCUUCUGGCACCAUGGGCGGCGCGUGUGGCUACGGGAACUUAUAUAGUCAAGGUUACGGCACGAACACGGCGGCGCUAAGCACGGCUCUAUUCAACAGAGGCCAAAGCUGCGGCGCUUGUUUUCAGAUAAAGUGCGUUAACGACCCAAAAUGGUGUCGUCGGGGAACAAUCACCGUUACCGGAACAAACUUUUGUCCGCCCAACUUUGCUCAAGCCAACAACGCCGGAGGUUGGUGUAACCCUCCCCAGCAUCACUUCGAUUUGGCUCAGCCCAUUUUUCUCCGUAUCGCUCAAUAUAAAGCCGGUGUCGUCCCUGUCCAAUACCGGAGAGUGGCUUGCCGGAGAAGAGGAGGGGUACGAUUCACGAUCAACGGCCAUUCAUACUUUAACCUCGUACUAGUAACCAACGUUGGUGGUGCCGGAGAUGUUCUCUCCGUCUCCAUUAAAGGAACAAAGACAGGAUGGCAAAGCAUGUCGAGAAACUGGGGACAGAACUGGCAAAGCAACGCAAAUCUCGACGGUCAAGCUCUCUCCUUCAAAGUAACCACUAGCGAUGGCCGUACAGUUGUGUCUAACAACGUUACUCCUCGUAACUGGAGCUUCGGACAGACUUAUACCGGAAGACAGUUCUGA
Messenger RNA from Microthlaspi erraticum, 756 nucleotides. NCBI's taxonomy places the organism in Eukaryota, Viridiplantae, Streptophyta, Magnoliopsida, Brassicales, Brassicaceae. The record is from the annotation of a GenBank genome assembly.